Molecule: messenger RNA, 1404 nt
Organism: Vigna angularis (adzuki bean)
Lineage: Eukaryota; Viridiplantae; Streptophyta; Magnoliopsida; Fabales; Fabaceae
Product: elongation factor Ts, mitochondrial
Exons: 7
Coding region: 82-1125 (347 amino acids)
Biological process (GO): mitochondrial translational elongation
Cellular component (GO): mitochondrial matrix
Molecular function (GO): protein binding; translation elongation factor activity
Source: RefSeq, a predicted model, not a curated record
UUUCCAUUGUCAAGGAUGAAUUUUACAGUGUGUUGAAAAGCCCUAGCAUUCCAUCAACUGAGCUGCAUUUUCUCUUUUGCAAUGGCAUUCUACGGAGCCGCAAAACGUGUUUGUGUUUUCAUAAGCCGGAAUCGUUCGUAUUCUUCGUCGGCGUCGGAGAACGUGAAUCUGAUAAAACAAUUGCGAGAGAGAACAAGCGCUCCCAUCAAGGACGUUAAAGCCGCUCUGGUGGAUUCCAAUUGGGACAUCGAAGCUGCUCAGAAGGAGCUCAGGAAAAGGGGAAAAGUUUUGGCUUCCAAAAAAUCGUCUCGAAUCGCCUCCGAAGGUUUGCUCGCCCUCGCCCAAACCCCCGCCAAAGUCGCUCUCAUCGAACUCAACUGCGAGACCGAUUUUGUUGCCCGAAACGAUAUUUUCCGACACUUGGCAUUGUGUUUGGCAAAGCAAGCUUUGUCGCUCGAUAACUCUUCUUCUUCUUCUGCCUUUCAUGUCGGACCUCAAUCUUUGCAUGACACGACGUUGAAUCUUGAGCAUCCAAAGAUCAGUGGAGAAACAACCGUUCAAAAUGCAAUCACUGAAGUGGCUGCCAUGAUGGGGGAGAAUGUGAGGCUUAGAAGAGGUUAUGUCUUGCCUGCUUCCUCCAACGGUUUUAUAUCUACGUAUCUUCAUACCAGUCCCCAACAUGGUUUGGGUCGCAUUGCUGGAAUUUUGUCCCUUGAAGUAGAUGACGGUAAAACACAAGUGGAAGCUCUACAGCGUGUUGGAUCAGAAUUGGCCAUGCAUGUAGUGGCAGCAAAGCCAUCAUUUUUAACAAAGGAACUCGUGCCCUCAGAUGCUUUGCAAAAUGAGCGGGAAAUUCUUAAAUCUCAGGCAGAAUCCUCUGGUAAGUCUCAGAUGGCCAUAGAGAAAAUGGUUGAAGGACGACUACGCAAGUAUUUUGAGGAUGUUGUAUUUAUGGACCAAAAGUUCAUUAUGAAUGACACUAUGAAUGUGCAGGCGGUGCUGGAUAAUCUAUCCAAGGAGGUGGGUUCAUCUGUGAGGGUUGUGAACUUUCUUAGAAUGGAAGUUGGGGAAGGAAUUGAAAGGCAAGAAACAGAUGCAUCAGAGACCGUCGCUCAAGUUGCGUAAGUUUAAAGAAAUUCUAUCUAUUAUUCGGGGAGGAAACCCUCUGAGAGCUCUACUUUGUUUUUAAGGCUUUUGCUCUCAAGCUGAUUAUAUUUAAACAUGUAUGUUCCGAUAUUGAUCCAGCGAUUAGGUACAGGAUUCGGUCGAAAAUUUUGCUCGGUAGUGGAAUCAUAAAUGAUUUCUGUUUGACUGCAUUACUUUGUUCUGGGCUCUCUCCUGAUCCCACAAAAGAAGUUGAACACAUUAGCGUGGCUCUCAAAAUAAUAAAGUUAUGGUUUUAUA